Messenger RNA from Xiphias gladius (swordfish), 2536 nucleotides. RefSeq names its product profilin-2-like. Gene Ontology annotation, cellular component: cytoplasm. The record is from RefSeq and is a predicted model, not a curated record. Bases 235 to 654 code for a protein of 139 amino acids. Gene Ontology annotation, biological process: regulation of actin filament polymerization; positive regulation of actin filament bundle assembly; actin cytoskeleton organization. Lineage: Eukaryota; Metazoa; Chordata; Actinopteri; Istiophoriformes; Xiphiidae. The transcript has 3 exons. Gene Ontology annotation, molecular function: actin binding.
AAAGCGCCGGGAGCUCAUUGUGCGGAGUGAUCUGAUUCGGACUACACCCAGCCGCUGCCUCACUGCCCUGGCUUUCUUUGCUGCCCCAGCCUUGACGUUGGUUAACGUCGAAGUGUGGGUUAUAUUGGAGACUCUAAAUUCGGCUGUAGGUUUUCUUCCAAUUUGGCUGUCCCUUGUUUGGCAACCUUACUUCCAAAGCUGUAGGGAUUUUUAUAUAGCAUCAGUUUCUUGAAUAUGUCUUGGCAAAGCUACGUGGAAAACCUGAUGGCCGAUGGCAGCUGUCAGGAUAGCGCCAUUGUUGGGUAUACGGACGCCAAAUAUGUUUGGGCAGCACAUGCCGGUGGUACUUUCAACAAUAUCACGUCUCAAGAAAUUGAUGUCCUUAUCAGUAAGGACAGGGAGACCUUUUACACCAGCGGUCUCACUCUGGGGUCAAAGAAGUGUUCAGUCCUCAGAGACAGCCUCCAGGAUGACGGGGACUGGACAAUGGACAUCAGAACAAAGAGCCAAGGAGGAGAACCUACAUACAAUAUCUCUGUGGGAAGAGCUGGAAAAGUUUUGGUUCUUGUAAUGGGCAAAGAAGGGGUCCAUGGAGGCGGAUUGAAUAAGAAGGCUUACUCAAUGGCAAAAUACUUGAGGGAUUCAGGGUUUUAAUGUUUUCAAGCUCACUUAGAUAAAAUUGAGGGACAAAAAGAAGAGAAAAGAAAUGUUGCUGUUUAAGAUUUCUCCUGCAAGCAGUCAAAUGUCUUGGAAACUUUUAAUAGCAAUGAAGAGUGGUAAGAUACUGUGUCACCUUUGUUCCCCCCUUCAUCCUGUAGGGGGGAGACUCUUCAAUCUUGUUCAUUUCUCUUUUUUUCCUUGUGUGCUCCAGUAUUGGUUUUAGUCAUGGGAAAGGAGGCGGUCCAUGGUGGAAUUCUUAACAAGAAAACACAUGGAAUGGCUGAGUACCUGAGGAGGUCUGGAUAUUAAGCAACCUCUCCACCCAUCCAUCAACUUAGCAGCUCACUCCCACUCACUGCAUUGUGUCGACACUACUUCCAGGAUUAGAUGGCAUACAAUGUUACUUCCUCCACAGUCUACUUUUAUAUACAACCUUUUGUUUUCUGAACUCCCCCCCACCUUUUUUUUUAAAGUAAAAACCUUCCCCACUUUAACAUUGUACUUCUCAUGUUUUUGGCACUACAGUAAUGGCAUGUUCUUUGAAAUGUUUAAUAACCAAAAGUGUGUGCAAAAAAUGAUUGCAAAGUGUAAUAAAAGUGUUAAACAAAUUUGGACUCACCUUGUAUAACAUUUCACUUUGCAACUACCUAAAAUUCCCAGGGGAAGUACACAUGUAAUGGUGGUGACAGUUUCCAUAGUUAUGCUUUUUUGAGGAUUACUAAAAUAUGCUGGGUUCUUGUUUCGUUUUUUGUUUUUUGAUCAUCAGCAUGUGGGCAUUUAAAAGUUGCAUGCAUACCCCUCUUUAGCAUACAGAUCCCAGCCCUGUCUUCUCUCUGUCCCAGCGUAAUAUUCCAGCCAAAACCAUCUUCUCAUCUGCCUCCCUCGUCAGGUCUUCAUAGCUUCCGUUAAAGAAAUUACAGAUAUCCUCUGACAAAGUCCUGUUUGCGUGAUUCGCCACCUUCAGGCACAACUUCUUUUAUCCUCCAUCACAUGCUUUUGCUGUCGUACCUGCAUGUGGUCUUAAAAGUUAAUGAUGUGGUGUUGGGCUGUUGUUUGGUUGUAGUGUAAGGUCAGCAUUACUGAGGUCUCAAGAUAUUGUCAUGAUACUUCCACACAUCCUGGAGUCUCAGUGGACAUUCCACCUCUGUGACAGCUCUGACAUCGGUCAGUCAGCUCCUGCUAUUUGUAAAUUUUGCUGUGAAUCACUACACACACACACACACACGUUAUGUGAGGUUAUUUUUUCCCCAUCCCCCAUCGACCAAUUUUCAGUAGAAGAGGAUUAUCAGAAUUACUUCAUCUUAUUCUGAUGGAUGAUUGUUGACAUCACCUGUUGACUGUAUAUCAUUAAUACAACUUCAGAUGACUGUAAAACAUUUAGCUGCUUCUUUAGACUUCAACACUAAAAUGUUCACUAACCGAUUUGUUGCUAACUUCAUGUCCAUUAACCAAUGAAACGGCAAUGUCAUUUUACAAACAGUAUGAAUGCAUUUUGACUGUAAACCCAGGCUGUUGGGCUCCAGCACCUUGGAAUUAUUUGCCUUGUGCUUUAGUCAUCAAAAGUGUAUUCACAAAUUGUCAUAGUACGGUACUUAGAAGUAUAUUUAAAAGAAAAAAAAUGAUGCUGUGUACACUAAACAUAUUGAAAAUGGUGUUGGUUGGAAUAAGAACAUUUGUAAGUUGUCUUGUGAAAAUUUUCUGAGAAUAACUGUAUUCUGUGCCAUAAAAUCGAUCGAUCUGUUGCUACUGCGAGUUGGAUUUUUAACUGCUGCCCUAGCAAGAAGUAACUUUUAAUGGCACUUUCCUAAGGGAUAUUUUGGCAUCAGUAAUCUCCAGACUUUGUGGAAUAUGUACAGAAUUAAACAACAGGAAAAUA